Messenger RNA from Ceratosolen solmsi marchali, 1189 nucleotides. RefSeq names its product phosphoglyceromutase 78 (gene Pglym78). The record is from RefSeq and is a predicted model, not a curated record. Gene Ontology annotation, biological process: glycolytic process. The coding region runs from base 236 to 1000 and encodes 254 amino acids. NCBI's taxonomy places the organism in Eukaryota, Metazoa, Arthropoda, Insecta, Hymenoptera, Agaonidae. The transcript has 3 exons. Gene Ontology annotation, molecular function: intramolecular phosphotransferase activity.
GAAUCUUAUGAACGUUAUAUCAAUUAAUAGUUAUUGGUUCUACUCUCAACUAUUUAAUUAUUUAUUUUCGUGUCUUGUAAUUCUUGUAAGUACCAAUGAAAUUUGGAGCUUCUCUUACAAUUUUAUACAUUUGUGAAACGCCGGUUCUUGACUGUAAUAACUUCACAGAGUCAAUGUGCUAAACCGGCAAAUAUAUAUUCGGUUAAUCAAAUAAGAUUGAUAAUUAAGCAAAAAAAUGUCAAAAUAUCGUAUUGUUAUGGUACGCCAUGGCGAAAGCGAAUGGAAUAAGUUAAAUUUAUUCUGUGGAUGGUAUGAUGCUGGUUUAUCAGAAAAAGGUGAAACUGAAGCUGUUGCAGCUGGAAAAGCAUUAAAACAAGCUGGUUAUACUUUUGAUCUUGCACAUACUUCAAUGCUAACAAGAGCGCAAACAACUCUUCAAAAGAUUUUGAAAGAGAUUCAACAGGAAAAUAUUUCUAUUUCUAAGACAUGGCGUUUGAACGAACGGCAUUACGGUAAUUUAACAGGAAUGAACAAAACUGAAACCGCUAAAAAAUAUGGAGAAGAACAAGUACAAAUUUGGAGACGAUCUUUUGAUACACCUCCACCACCAAUGGAGGCUGACCAUAAGUAUUAUAAUGAGAUAGUAAACGAUGCAAGGUAUGCUGAUGAGCCUAAACCAGAGGAGUUCCCAAAGUUUGAAUCGUUGAAGUUGACCAUUGAUAGAACCCUACCAUAUUGGAAUGGAACUAUUAUUCCACAAUUGAAAGAAGGAAAAAAUAUUAUUAUCGUGGCUCAUGGAAAUAGUUUAAGAGGAAUUGUUAAGCAUCUUGACCAAUUAAGUAAUGAUGAAAUUAUGGGUCUUAAUCUUCCGACUGGUAUUCCUUUUGUUUACGAAUUGGAUGAAAAUUUUAAACCGGUUAUUUCUAUGAAAUUUCUUGGCGAUGAGGAAACUGUGAAAGCAGCUAUUGCAUCUGUUGCUGCGCAAGGAAAAGCAAAGUGAAUGCAUAUAUUAAAAUAUAAUACUUUGUCAUUUUACUAAUCUAAUGAAAUAUUUAAAUUAUCAAAUUGUAUAUUUCUAGUCUUGUUAUUAGUUGACUAACAAUUAAUACAAGUAUUUUAUUAUAAAUUCCAUUAUAUAUUUUUAUGUAUCAAUAAUUGUACUGUAUAAUAACACAAAAUAUCAAUGCUA